AACACGGCGUCAUGGCUUCGAAGAUGCAGGAUUGUUAUCAGUGGUUCCUCCAAUACAAGAAAUGGGUCAUGAACAAUCCUCAAGGGGCAUCAGAAAUGGAAAGUGUAGUGAAAUGGGGGUCGUACUUUUUAGCCGGUCGAUUCAAGAACUCAACACUCCUUUGUGAAAUAGUUUAUUCAGGAUCAAGACUUUUUGAGAUGUUCAAUGACUUCUUGGUCAGGGGAACUUUACCUAAGCUCACCUCAAAACAAGGAGACAAAUUAAAGGUGUUCCUAACUAUUUUGGAAUAUGUCGAGGUGCUAGUGGAAGUUGCAGCUGUUCAGUUAUGGGGGGAAAUGGGCCGUUGGGCAGUAGUUGCCAUCAUUCAACUAACAAAAUGCAUUGGACGUUUCUUUCUGGUUCUGAAAUACAAGACAUCACUUGUGUCAUCCCCACCAAUCAAGCCACUAGACCGCAGAGCUGUGAUCCAAACCAGACAGCAGAUGUACAGCAAUCAAAGCUCAACUCCUGAGUCGUUCCGCCUUCCCCAUUCUGGUCGCAUCAUGAGAACUCUAGCUGGAGCACCACCCACUCAUCAGCGCACAUUUAACCCACCACAGCCUCCCAAUAACAAUGAAAAUGAAACAGUUGCUCAAAAGAUGUUAUCACCAAAGCAGCUAACAGCAGAGGAACCUCUACAAUGAGUCCAUGCUGUCAGCAGCAGAACGCAGUGAACUGGCCCGAAGGAGAAUCAGCUUGCUAUACUACCUUGUCCGGUCUCCGGCAUUCCACGCAGUGACUCACAAGCGUAUAAAAUACUUCUUGACCACAGUGGGCAAUAGAGUCCCUUUGGCUAGAACAAUUUGCCAGCCUUUGCUUGAGUACAUUCCUGAAUGGCAGAAGAUUUAUGCUUAUACUUGGAGUUAGGUUGUCUCGAAGAGAGAGGCUGUGAAUAGGUGAUAUUCAGAAGGUGUACAAUACAAUCUGGAGACAAUGAAAGAUAACAACAUACUGUACAUAGAUAAUGUACAUAUAUAACUCUGUUAUAUAUUUCUCUACCUUUAGUAUAGACCAUUUGUAAAUAAUUUGCUUUGUAGCUUAUUGUAAUCAAUUUAUAGGUUGUU
Messenger RNA from Penaeus monodon (black tiger shrimp), 1103 nucleotides. RefSeq names its product peroxisomal membrane protein PEX16-like (gene Pex16). Gene Ontology annotation, biological process: peroxisome organization. Gene Ontology annotation, cellular component: peroxisomal membrane. The record is from RefSeq and is a predicted model, not a curated record. NCBI's taxonomy places the organism in Eukaryota, Metazoa, Arthropoda, Malacostraca, Decapoda, Penaeidae.